AUGUAUUAUUUGGCAACUCCUACCACUAUUGAGAAAUACACAUAAAAGAAUAUCUUCUAAGAUCCCAUAAUUGACAUUAUGAAGAAUAAAAGUCCUAUGUCUGAUAGAGAUUUAGUUGGUCCUAAGUUUUCUUUAAAGAAACUAUCAGAGAUGAAAACUUAAUCUUGUGAUUAGAGUUAGAUAUAGAAUGUUGAACCAUCUAGAUUUGAAAAGUUCUAUUAAUCAAUAAAACCUUAAUUAGGAUUAAUGAAGUUAGAAAAUAAAAUAAAAUAAUAAAGAGUCUUAAUUGAACCAAAAAAGAAGAAACCCAAUUAAAUAUAACCUGAAUUAAUUAAUAAAUAAGAUCUAUUAUAUCAAUUGAAGAUGAUGAAAUUAAAAAAUAGAAUUCGUUAAGAAUAAAAAUCUGAUUUAAUUGAUAAUAUGAAAAAGGAAGUUAAAAUGGUUGUUACUAAAGAUGAAAGAAUUCUCAAUCAAUUUUAAUAGUUAUAAUAAAAUAGGAUUGAUACAUCAUUAAUAUUAGGUAAUCGAACAGGUAGAAGCUUAGAUAAAACCUUAUAUUAGAGAUCAAAUGAUUUUCGAUAAAAAUAUGAAUUAAAUUUGGCAUUGAAUGAUCAUUUACUCUCAGAUAAGAGAGUAUGGUACCGUUAAAUAAGGAAAAAAUAGAACAGUUAUUAUGAGAAUAGAAAUCCUUAUUCUAUUGAUGAAAAACUAAAUUAUAUGGAUUCAACUUAAGUAGUUGCAGAUAUUUAUACAAAUUUCUCUACUCAUCAUACUCCAAAAUAACAAUAUACAGAAAUUAUAUAAGUCAAUUAAAAAAUUAACCAACCUUUAUAUAGUAAGAAGACUUAAGAUGAAUUAAAAAAGAAAUUGAAAGAAGUUAAUCCAGAUUCUCCUAUACUAUCUUUUGAUCCCAAAUAGGACAUUUCAUUAUAAGGAAUAAGUAAAUUUGAUAGAGAAUAUGAAUGUGUAUUAUAAGAUGAUGAUAAUCAAUUGUAUCAAAUAACAGACAAUUAAGAAAACAAAAAAUAAAGUUAAAAUGAAGAUAUCAUAAUUGCUAAUUGGAAUCUUAAAAAAAAAGGACAGACCUUUUAUCCUAAAUUAACUAAAUACAUAAUUUGA
Messenger RNA from Paramecium pentaurelia, 1119 nucleotides. The record is from the annotation of a GenBank genome assembly. Lineage: Eukaryota; Ciliophora; Oligohymenophorea; Peniculida; Parameciidae.